This is a messenger RNA of Pseudomassariella vexata, 2610 nucleotides long. Its product is annotated as ferric reductase like transmembrane component. Lineage: Eukaryota; Fungi; Ascomycota; Sordariomycetes; Amphisphaeriales; Pseudomassariaceae. Bases 1 to 2610 code for a protein of 869 amino acids. The record is from RefSeq and is a predicted model, not a curated record. The transcript has a single exon. Gene Ontology annotation, biological process: iron ion transport; intracellular iron ion homeostasis; copper ion import. Gene Ontology annotation, cellular component: plasma membrane. Gene Ontology annotation, molecular function: ferric-chelate reductase activity.
AUGGCAGGGGCCUCGCGGAACAUGGCGGAGCUCGCAAAAAGAAUCUUGAUUCCCUUGACGGCAUCGAGUCCGCCGGGUUUGGUGGAGGCCAACACGAUAGACCCAUGGAGUAAGUCGGGCAAGUACGCCCUCGGAUGGACGUACUUUUGUCUGGCCUUGAUGGGUGUGGUCAUAUUUGUGAGAAUAUGGCAUUGGUGGCAGGACAAGAUUCGACAAGCCAUUUACAAGCAAGAGGUGGAACGGCAUUAUCAAAACCUUUACAGCUUAGAUGCCGAGCACACAAUGACGGCAUUGCAGACAGGCACGACGGGAGGACACUUCUUUCCUGAGACGGGCGAGGAGAAGCCAGACUUCAAGCCCAAGACGGAUUUCUCGGCGGUUGGUCCGGUGCUCGACGCGCUUGCGCUGUUCAGAUGGGUCUUCUACCGGCCCGUCCCUGACUUGGUGUGGCGGAAACAUCGGUUCACAUUUUCCUCGGCUGCCGUGCUCGCCAUCGGCUUCACUGCGCUCGCCUUCAUCACACUCUAUACCUUCCUUCUGCAGCCUUUAUACUGGCAGAGCAUUCAAUUCGGCUCGCCCCCUGUUGCCAUCCGAGCGGGCAUGAUCGCGGUUGCUAUGACACCAUGGAUUAUUGCGACAAGCAUGAAGGCCAACAUUUUGGCCGCCGUGACAGGAAUUGGCCCUGAGCGACUCAAUGUGUUCCAUCGAUGGGCGGGCUAUCUCUGCCUCUUCCUGUCCUUGGUCCAUACCAUCCCCUUCUAUGUCCAGCCAGUUUGGGAUGACGGCGGAAUGCAGACUUUUGCUCGGCUGUUCCCCGAGGGCAGCGGUGUGAUAUACGGCACUGGCAUCGCGUGUCUUGUUCCACUUGCGUGGCUCUGCAUCGCGUCGCUUCCCGUUGUGAGGAGAAUGGCGUAUGAAGUCUUCGUCGUACUCCAUGUUCCCGUUGGCAUGGUCUACGUGGGCCUUCUGUUCUGGCACACGAAGAACUACCUUGCCUCAUGGAACUACCUCUACGCGACCGUUGCCAUUUGGGGCUUCUGCUACUUUCUGCGGUUGUUCAACCUCAACUGGACCAAGCCGUGGCGGCUGUCCUUCUUUGUUGGGGACGAAGCGGCCAUCACAUUGAUGACGGAGAAUGCCAUCAAAAUUACUGUCCCGACACAGAUGAAGUGGAAGCCGGGUCAGUACGUCUACUUACGAAUGCCCGGCAUCUCGUUCUUUGAUAACCACCCCUUCACCAUCUCAUCGCUGUGCAGUGAGGACUUCCCCUCCGAAUACGGCGAACAAUAUCGAGACUGUGUCUUGGUAUUCAAGCCUUAUGGUGGCUUUACCCGCAAAGUGCUAGAGACGGCCAUUGAGAAGGGGCCCUUCCACACUUACCGUGCCUACCUCGACGGACCAUAUGGAGGUAUGCGACGAGAGCUAGCCGCGUUCGACACUUGCAUCCUGAUUGCUGGUGGCAGUGGUGUCACGGCACUCAUGUCACAGCUACUUAACCUGAUCAAGAGGAUGAGAGAUGGCAAGGCCAUUACCAAGAAAAUCGUUGUCAUAUGGGCUCUGAAACGUCUAGAGGCAAUGGAUUGGUUCCGCGAGGAGCUUCGCAUCUGUCGCGAAUCAGCGCCGCCAGAGAGUGUGACGUGCAAGUUCUUUGUCACAGCCGCCGUUAGACAUCGGGGCACUGGUGGCGGUAUCGGGGAGCGGGCACCCAGGCCACUCAGCAACGUCUUCCACGACAAGCUGGACGGCUUUGUUGCUGGAAUCGCCUCGAAACGCAACUCGGCUUUUAUUCGAGAUGAGGCGCAAGGCAACACUGACUACGAGCGUCACCUGCGCGCCGAAAAUGAAGACCGAAUCACAGCUUUGCCUCGGCAGAAAUACCUUCAACCACAUUACAUUCCUCCGCAGCCGCCCGCUAACCGGGAAUCGGCCCAAGAAGAUUCCCUACGUCGGCUCGAGGGCCGAGAUGGGGGAGACGACGAGGCUCCCCAAGAGGCGCCACCAGCGCCGGUAUCAGAGUCGGAAUACCCUGAAGACAAGCCCAAGGGGGACAAGCGGGACUUCCACUUCCCACCACUGAAAGCGCGAGAAGAGCUACAACCACAUUUUAACUAUGCACCGCCAUCUCCGCGCAACUUUCUCAACUCCACAACACCCUCCGCCCACGAACGAUCGGCGGAGCCAUCGCACGACCUCCCGCGCCCACCCGAGUUCGCACAUCUUCGCACCACCAACCUACCCAACCAGGCCUCCCAAGGGCCCAGGCUGACGUCGACCUUCGGCCCACCAUCCGGUUUCGAGUUCGGCUUCCCCGAGACGCCCACCGAGUUCCAGAAGUCCCUGAUGCGCUUCGCCUUCCCGGUACCGCACCAGAUUGACGGCGGAUGGAGCGUCGAGUACGGCCGCCCGGACCUGGGCUACAUGCUCAAGGAGUGGACGACUGGCGGCGCAAACGGUCGGGGUAUCCUGGGCAGGAGGACGGCCGUGUUCGUUUGCGGCCCGCCGAGUAUGCGGGUCGGCGUCGCUAAUACGGUCGCGAGGCUGCAGGCUGAGAUUUGGGGCGAUCCGUUGCUCGAGGAGAUUUUCUUGCAUACGGAAAAUUAUGCGCUAUGA